This is a messenger RNA of Puntigrus tetrazona (Sumatra barb), 2227 nucleotides long. RefSeq names its product ectonucleotide pyrophosphatase/phosphodiesterase 6 (gene enpp6). The transcript has 8 exons. The coding region runs from base 210 to 1523 and encodes 437 amino acids. The record is from RefSeq and is a predicted model, not a curated record. NCBI's taxonomy places the organism in Eukaryota, Metazoa, Chordata, Actinopteri, Cypriniformes, Cyprinidae.
ACAUUUUUUGGCCAGGACGCUGUCUAUCUGUCCCUGCAGCGCACGUGGACUCUCUCUCUCUCUCUCUCACACACACACACACACACACACACACACACACACACACACACACACACACACACACACAGAGAGAGUUUUCCACGCAUCAGCUCGACCAGCGCGCAUCCCUCCAUCCUUCAGUCCGGUUCAGCUCCCAGCAGCGGCGCAUCAUGCCUCGAGCCGCGAGCCUCCUCCCCGUUAUCUUCCUGCUCCUGUCCCGCAGCGGCGACGCGGACCGCAAACUCCUGGUGUUUCUCAUCGACGGCUUCCGCUAUGACUAUAUGGACGACUUACAAAACUUGGCCGGAUUUAGAGACAUCGUGGAAAACGGCGUUCAAGUGGAUUACCUGACUCCAGAUUUCCCCAGUCUGUCCUAUCCCAACUACUACUCUCUAAUGACAGGACGCAACUGCGAGGUGCACCAGAUGACUGGAAAUUAUAUGUGGGAUAAAGACACCAUGAAAGAGUUCCUGAUUGGAACUAAUGCGGACAGCCGUCUGCCCAUGUGGUGGGACGGGUCAGAGCCGCUGUGGGUCACCAUGCAGAAACUAGGGAAGAGAGUCUACAUGUACUACUGGCCAGGCUGUGAAGUGACGAUUCUUGGAGUCAGACCUACAUUCUGUGAGGAAUAUGUGUACAACCCUUCAGAGAAGAACCUGGUCGACUCCAUGGAGAGCGCUCUGAAUAUGUUAAAAAGCGAUAAAGCAGACAUGGCCGGUAUUUAUUAUGAGAAGAUUGAUGUGGAAGGACAUCACUUUGGGCCUCAUUCUCCAGAAAUACAGCACGCCAUUCGCUCGCUGGACCAGGCUUUCCAGACCCUCAACCAGAAAAUCAAGGAAAAGAAUAUGAGAGAUGAUAUAAACGUGGUCCUGUUCUCGGAUCACGGCAUGACGGACCUCCAGUGGAUGGAGAAGGUCGUUGAACUGGACAACUACAUCGACAUGACACACGUCAUUAAAAUGAUGGACAGGGGGCCGGUGGUCAGUCUGUGGCCCAAACAGGACAAGUUUGAAGAGAUAUAUCAAAACCUGAGCACAGUGGACAACAUGAAUGUUUAUAAGAAACAAGAGAUCCCAGACCGCUUUCACUACAAGAACGGGAGGUUCGUCUCGACGCUGACGCUGGUUGCGGAGCCAGGAUGGUUCAUCACAGAGAAUAAAGCCAAACUUCCCUUCUGGAAAAACGGCACGGAGGAGGCAGAGGGCUGGCAACACGGAUGGCAUGGUUAUGAUAACGAGUUUAUGGACAUGAGGGGGUUCUUUUUGGCACAGGGACCAGACUUCAAGAGGAACUUCCGCGCCGGUCCUAUUCGAACAGUAGAUGUGUAUAAUGUUUUGUGCAAGACGCUGGGGAUCGAACCCCUGCCCAACAACGGCUCUUGGUCUCGUGUGGAGUGUAUGAUGAGGAGCCCGGCCGGCGCUCUACGGGCCGCUCUGAUCUUCAGCUGUCUGCCGCCGCUGCUGCUGCUGCUGCUGACGCUCUAGUCUCGAGGAUUCCUCUGAAGACAGAUCUCACACCCAUAUUAUAUGCCUUAAGGUGUGCCAUUGUGUCGGAUAUACGCCACGAAAAACAUUCGAUCAGCUUUUUGCUGCACUGCCUCUAUUUUUGAGUUGUAAAUAUCAUUCAUUGCUGAUGAAGUAGAAUAGGGUGACUAUACUACCGUUUUUUUCCCCAGGAGAAAUGGCUGUGGUCACCCUAAAGUAAAAGACAUUAUGUUGGUGUUGGAUGAACCAAUUUGCACAUUUUCACUAAAAGAUUUAUAUUUUAGUAAGACAAGAUCUUUUAUUAUAAACCUUUCUCCAUGUUCUCCAUCUGUUUUCUGUUGUUUUGUACAUCUAGGCUACUCGGUCUUGAUAACACAGGGCAGUUUUUUUGAUUAUUGUAAAAUGACUAGUUGACUAGUAUCACAUCUCUGUCACGCUGUAUACUGUUUUGAAUGUAAUGCAUUAUUUUAUUAUAUUGUUAUUAUUUGUUUAAUUUCUACUGUAGAUUAAAUAACUAUAGAUUUUUCAUCUCUUUAGUACAGGGUUUGUGCUAAUUUCUUUAUCAAUAAAACAAAUGUAUUUCCUCAAUAAAAACAAGGCUGUUUCUUCUAAACCUUUCAAAAUAACUUUUUUUUUUAAAAUUUUGUAACUACAUUUGUUCAUCCACACUAUCGUAUUUAAAUAAUUAAAAUCAUAUAUUAUUA